GGUUUCAAGACGUUAUAUGGAGCCUCCAGCGACUUUCUGGAAAUUCUAGGUUUCCAAAAAACGUCAAAAAAUCUUUCCAUACAUCAACACUAGCACGUAGUUCGCUAUUGGUGCUCAUAUUUGUGACCUAAUUUUUCCAAAAUCGUUCAAAAAUCGAGUGUACGAGUAAACUGCUAAAAUACAAUUCUGAACUGGAGUACUUACACAGAUUUUGGAAAAACUGUACGCGCUAAAGUUGAUAUGGACAAUUUAAAAUUUCAAUGACGUCUUUUAGAAAACUAAAAUUUCCAGAAAAUAGUUGGAAGCUCCAAAACGACUUGAUUCAGCGAGUUAAACUUGAGGUGCAGAGUGAAUUUUGGCUUUCCAACCUUAUUCGGUGACGUUUUGUGCCAAAAAAAGAGCAUAUCUCAAAUUUCAGCUUCCUGCGUCGAUUUCGUGAAAUUUUGAUUUUUUUCUUAGGGCAAAAAUUCACAAAAAUUAACCAAACAGAAACGCCCCAUUUCAUGAAUAGAUAAUUCAAACUCAUCGAAACUGACAGUGGAUGAAGCGUACCAGAGAUCCAGUAUUACCUUGCUUCACCUCUGCCCUCUUCCUACUCUCGCUUCAUCGUUCUAUUCUACUUUUUACUUAACAAAGAUCCUGACAACCACCCUUAUUUGCAACCCCCACUCAUCCAAUUUCGCAUUCACAAAUCUUUCUCCUCGUUUAUUCUUUCUCUCGCAAAAUGUAUCUCAUCUACUGGUUAAUGUGUUCUGCGUUAGCCCUAUGUUAAUAAUAGUGUUUUGAGUUGUUCCUGUUGAAUAUUCUUACAGAUACUUUUUUAAGAAGUCACGAAUAUGGCUCAAAUUCAAAAUAUAUAUGAUGUACUGCUACAGCCCCACCAAGAUGAAAUAAACGAAAUUAACGAAUGCAUUGGAGUCUGGUUUGCCCUCAUAAUUGUGGCACACAUAUGCGCCAUCAUAAUCAAGUACUACAAUAAUAUUUUUUCCAAUGAAAUGGCUUAUGUUAAGUACUUGUAUGCAGAUGAGAAAGAUCAUGCAGAUGCAGCAUCCAGUGGUAUAAAUGUACUCGUCGUAGUAGUGGGAAAACUGCAGCUUGAACUAGAAACAGCUUUCUUGGUAUACGCAGUCUCCAUUGUAUGGUUCGAAAAAUCCAGAUCCGCGAAGAUGAUUUUAUUUAAAAUCACAGUUUUUGGAGUAAUUUUUUUGUCAUCUUUUUCCGAAGUUGUGAUUAUGUUAUCACUAGUUUCCAGUGAAAGGAGGAUUUCUUUGGCAGAUAUUUUCCUGGCUGAGAAAUAUGGUGCUUCAUUUUGUAGACGAUCGAAUGAUAGUAUAUUAUUCGAGAGUUAUUUAGGGCUCAAAUCGAUGGUGUUCUUUUCUGCAGGCUCCGUCGUAUGGGUUGAGCUCCGGUGGUGGAUAUAUGUUAUACGUAAUGCUCCUGGAUGGUACAGAUGGCAAGCAACUUUCGCACCUGCUUUGGCAGCAUAGAGUUUUUCCAUAGGUAAUAGAAAUUCGCGUGAAGGAAAGCCAGAUAUAGUGAAACCACUGCAAAAAUACUACAAAAAAAUCGCUCGAUUCGAUUUUUGAUAUUCUUUUACGCGAAGCAUGAUUGCGAAAGUCACAAUUUUAGAUAUUUUUAAUUUUCAUGAUAAAGCAAUAAUUUUGAUGUCCAAGAUGUUACUUUCUUUUAUUAGGUAGUCAGAUUUUUUUAUGAAAUUUUUUUCAUGUGUAUGUAUUUUUUGCCUACGGUUCCUACUCAAUUUUUCAUUUUUGUAUUUUUGUUCAUCAAGGUAUGUAGGUGUUAUUUUUUACUUUUUGUGCAUUUUAUAUGUACCUACUCUUGGGCUGAAAAUUAAAAUUUUUUAUGUUUAGGAAAUGGUUGUAUGGUUUUAUUUUUUUCUCGGCAUACAUAUUAUCUUGUUAUGAAAAAUUAGCUGGCAGGUGACCUGUGACAAGAGUUUUUCAAGAUCAUCGUUACAACCUAUCGACUAUCCCACACCCCACUUCCCGAAACAAUUGCUAAUAUUUUUGUGUUGCAGUUGCCCACGGCUUAUGUGGCGUGUUUUUAUUAAUGAACGGAUUGGAAUACUGCGAGGACUGGAUAAAUGAUCUACACAUUGAUCCUAGAGAAUACGAACACUUAGUAGCCAUGGAUGAACGAGCUAGACUAGAAGCUUUGGCAUUACGAGUUCCAGUUCCGAGAAGGCGAAGACAACAAACAGCUUUGGCAGCUUAGAUUUUUCUGACGAACUGAUAAAAACUGACUUGAAUAAGUAUCACAAGGAGUACCAACAAAAGUACUAAAAAGUUCAGCUACACCACCGCAUCAAAAUACGAGUAUAUUUCAUUAGAACAAUUUGCAAACAUACCAAAAAAAAACACACUGGUUUCAUGAUUUCAUCAUUCGGUUAAUUUUUGAUAUGUUUGUGUGAAACAUGAUUGCAAAAUUCGUAAUUUCAGGACUCUUAUAAUUGAAUGGAUUAAAUGUUCGAGAUGUUCUUUUCCAUUUUUCAUAAAACGUGUUUUAUGUGUAUUUUUUUAAAACUAUAAUAUUUACACUUUUAUAUUGUUUUUUCAAUUUUUUUUCACAUUUUAUACUUUUUAUA
Molecule: messenger RNA, 2605 nt
Organism: Planococcus citri (citrus mealybug)
Lineage: Eukaryota; Metazoa; Arthropoda; Insecta; Hemiptera; Pseudococcidae
Exons: 5
Coding region: 837-1487 (216 amino acids)
Source: RefSeq, a predicted model, not a curated record